AACCUUUCUUCGCAGUUCGCACUCGUUCGUCCACAUAGAGUAAUAACUCUAUGUUCGUCCACAUUGAUAUCUCUCCUCAGUCCUCAGUCCCCGGCUCGCCGCAGGCCAAGUGGUGUCAGAUAACGCAUUGUUUAACUGUUCGUCAACCCAACAAUCUACGAUGGCGUAUGCACAGGCGAAUAAAAAGGCAGCGACUGUCGCAGUGGAGCUGCCAGAAUGUCCCGUGUGCCUGGACACCAUGUCUGCGCCGAUAUACCAGUGCCAAUCUGGGCACAGCCUGUGCAACACUUGCACCAACAACCUGUGCCCGCCGACCUGCCCCAUCUGCCGGCAGCCGAUGACCCAGAUGAGGAACUGGCAGCUAGAGGAAAUUGUUGCUAAGGCCAAGGUGCCAUGUCCUAACAAGUCUGAAGGAUGCGUUUACACGUUGAUGGCCCAAGACAUGGAGGACCAUCUAAAGGAAUGCAUAUUUCGAGUGAUGGACUGUCCACUUGGUGCAGUUUUUGGGCGGUGCUCAUGGAAUGGUAAACUGAAGGAGAUGAUGGAUCACUUUAAGGAACGCCACGCAACACACUGCAACGUCACCAGCGAUGCUGAAAUAGAACUGGUUAAUAUAGAUGCCAAUGAAGACGAGCGUUUUGUCUAUUUGUUUGCACAAGGCAAAAUGCUCUUUAUAAUCACAAUGAAGAUUGAUACUCUUCAAAAAAUGGCUUACUGGACAGUUCAGCAUAUUGGAGGAAAAAAUACCGCCAGGCAACAUAUUUAUGAAAUUCAUGUAACGAGCAAAAAAGACAAUAGGCGAAAGGUCGUUUUUAUUGAACAUUGUUUUAAUGAUGCUAUAAAAGCAGAUGAGAUAUUCAGACAAGCCAAAUGUGCUGUCUUGCCGCUAGAUGCCUUUAGACACUUCAUUAACAACAAAAAAGCAUCCUUCAGGUUCUUUGUGAAACGAAUUCCCCCGGUCAAUAAGAAUGCAAAUAACGACAAAACAGAAAACAAAGAUUCUGCUAAGAAGCCGGGUCCGAAAAAUCCGGGACCUUUUGCACCAAACCCUAAAGGCCCCGGCCAUAAGGGGCCAGGACCUAAUAAAGGACCUGGACCUAAUAAGGGACCUGGACCUAAUAAAGGACCAAAACCCAAUAAAACUCAGGCCUAACGUUAAAUAGUUGUAUUGAGUUCGAUAUUUUAGAAUUAGUUACGUAUAUUCAUGUAACUACUUCACAUGAUUGAAAUAUUAAUUGAAUUACUUAUCUAACUGCGGUCUUUAUGAACAAGAAUCACAAUACAUCUUGUUUUGACUGGUGUCAUUCAAUUCAACAACAUUCGUGUUUAAUCUGAGAUGAGACCUAAGAAGCGAUGGUUCUGACUUGGUGGUGUUUAGGUACAUUUACCCUAGUGAUGUCCAUGUCGUCGUCGGUCAGCUAUUAGUAAAUAAUUCGCACAGUAUGAGACUGUUUGAAAGUUUAAGUUAAAAUAAGCGGCAUAAUAUUCCUGAUUAUGUACAAUACAAUACACAGGUUAUUGAAUUUCCCUCAAAGUUUAUAUGCAUUUGGAAAUUCGUCAUUUUUGUUGGUCAUUCCGUUAUAGGUGACUGACAACGGAUUUAAUGUCGAGGCCAACAUUUGACUCGAGGUACGAAUCCGGAAAAACAACCCUAUCGUGCUAAAGGCAAUUCGCUACGCCCGCGCCCGAAGCACGGAUCUUGAGAUCCUGAGUACAUGUACAAAAAAUGAAUGUUAUAGCCAUUAUUAUAAACUUAACACAAACAGAUUAUACUUUUGCAUAAUUAU
This is a messenger RNA of Ostrinia furnacalis (Asian corn borer), 1787 nucleotides long. Its product is annotated as E3 ubiquitin-protein ligase SIAH1-like. Gene Ontology annotation, cellular component: cytoplasm. Gene Ontology annotation, molecular function: ubiquitin protein ligase activity; zinc ion binding; ubiquitin conjugating enzyme binding. NCBI's taxonomy places the organism in Eukaryota, Metazoa, Arthropoda, Insecta, Lepidoptera, Crambidae. The transcript has 5 exons. Bases 161 to 1153 code for a protein of 330 amino acids. Gene Ontology annotation, biological process: multicellular organism development; proteasome-mediated ubiquitin-dependent protein catabolic process. The record is from RefSeq and is a predicted model, not a curated record.